Messenger RNA from Cylas formicarius (sweet potato weevil), 2213 nucleotides. RefSeq names its product hematopoietically-expressed homeobox protein hhex-like. Gene Ontology annotation, molecular function: DNA-binding transcription factor activity, RNA polymerase II-specific; RNA polymerase II cis-regulatory region sequence-specific DNA binding. Gene Ontology annotation, biological process: regulation of transcription by RNA polymerase II; cell differentiation. Bases 214 to 1251 code for a protein of 345 amino acids. The record is from RefSeq and is a predicted model, not a curated record. Gene Ontology annotation, cellular component: nucleus. Lineage: Eukaryota; Metazoa; Arthropoda; Insecta; Coleoptera; Brentidae. The transcript is spliced from 3 exons.
CUGCCACGGUUAAGGUAACGAGGCUGCACUUCGUACGGGUCCUGCGUUCUUUCCGCGCCGGUCCGCAACUCCGCACGCCACGCGGUAUUUGUUUUUUUUUUCCAUUUUCGAAACAACACAACCGUACGCAUUGUACGCGCACGUCUUUUCGGUUACGUAGGCGUCAGAUAUGUUUGCCGAUUGAGGAAAUCAUCGCAAAACGAAGAAGAAAGAAUGUCGACGGAAAUUAAAGAACAGCCGCAGGAACACCUUUUGACGGCGCCUCAAAAUGAAAACGACGUCGAACAGCCGACGACGUCGAAUAAUGUACGCGGCGAAACUUUUCAAAACAGUUGCAGUGUUAGUUUCGAUCGGUGUUCUUGGCACGAGCACGUUUACAGGAGAUUAACGAACAAACCGACCCCUCACUAUAUCGAAAAUAUAUUGGGGUUGGCUAACGGGACGCCGGCGAUCCCGCCGCAGAACGAUUAUCCCAACUUGCAGGCGGUACACGGCGAGUUCGAAACGAACGAACCCCUCAAUCUGUCAGUCAAGAGUGAACCCAAAGUCAGAACUAAAUGUCCAAAAGAAACCACCCGUAAACGGAAAAAGGCAAGGGAACAACCGUUGGACUUAAAAGUGCCGGUUCCUCAGAUCGAAACCAACCACCAUUUUCAACAACAAUCGCAGCAGCAUCAGCAACAACAGCGUCAGAGUCAAAUUGAUACCGCGCAGCCCACCAUCGUUGACGAAACGGCCGAAAACAAAAAAGGCAAAAAGAAAGCACGAACGACUUUUACCGGGCGGCAGAUUUUCGAAUUAGAGAAACAAUUCGAACAGAAAAAGUACCUCAGCAGCAGCGAACGGUCGGAAAUGGCGAAGCUUUUAAACGUUACGGAAACACAGGUGAAAAUAUGGUUCCAGAAUCGACGCACGAAGUGGAAAAAAAUUGACAACAUAUCGAACACGGAAGCGGCCGAGCAUAAACCGAACUGUCCGAAAAGCGAAGAAAGUCGCAACCGAAGUUAUCACAGAUCCGGCGGCCACAACCACAGCCAAAGUUCGAAUUCGAGUAUGGAAAGCGAUUCGAAAAGUUCGGCCACUUCAAGCGCAAUGGCGGACCAGCCGCCGUCGCAACAAAGUUUUAAGGACAUUCUGCAGAAAAAUCACCCGUUAACCAGCGACGACCAUUUCCAAAAUCAAAUCGACAAUGCCAAAGACGUACUUUUAAAUUUAAGCUUUAACGCGACUGACAAUUCUCAGACUGAUUAAUUUUUCAUUUUUCUUUUUUUAACCACGGCGGCGGACGUUUUAAAUUUCUACCAAUAUAUCUGAAUAGUUUUUUUGGUUAUUUAAUUUGAUAAGAAGUUUCCUUUAAAAAUCAUGCUGUGAAUAAUGUUAAAUAUUGUGCUUAAAUAAUGUAACUUUACUGUGACAAAAAAAAAACGCAACUUGGAAAACAACUACGGGUGGUGCGUCAAAAUUGCGGUUAUUUUGACGCACCCUGUACGUAUAUUGUUUUACAUGUACAUAUGUACUUUAAUACUUAUCUAUCGUUUAGACCUUUCUAGAGCUAAACAGGGUGUAGUUAGGUAAACUUCUCCUCAGCUGUCUGCAUUUUAUCUCCGAAACGUUUCCGUCUUCCUCAGUAAUUCCGAAAUAAACUUCAGGACUCCUACUUGUUAAAAACACUUUACUCUUACUAGGCGUUCAACGUCUAUUUAUAAAUGUAAACAACCCCCGCGAAAAGGGCUUUUUAUGUGUGAUGUAACACUGAAAAAAAUUUUACCUAGAAGUGUGAUGGACAAACAAUAAAAUCAAAUUAAAUGAAUCCGAAUAAAAUGUGUCCCGUACUGAAUAAUGAAUGUAGUUAAUAUAUCGCACUUAAAAAAAAACCCUAUAUUUUCCUAGAGAAAAGCGACUUAAAAAAAGUGUUAAACACAGAGUACAAUUCGAUUAGUUGGUUGCACAAUUUGUAUUAGAAGAAUAUUUUUAAUAAGACUUUAGAAAUUGAUAUUCUAUUAUACGAGCGAAAACGUUUAGAAUUUUAUUGAUUAUUUUUUGUACUGUUUAAUUAACGUGAGUGUUCAUUUGGAUAUUUUUUUAAAAACACAUCAAGCCAUGCGACUCUGUAUGUUACCUUUGUUACAUUUCAUUUUUAUGUUUGAAACUAAUUUUGUACUACAUAUUUUUAAGUGUUACUUACCAUAACGCAAUAUCAAUAAAGUAUCUGU